AUGGACGUGCGAGGAUCCUCGGAGAGCGACGACGUCGACGACGAGACGCACGUCGCGGCGCAUCACGCGGAGGCGUCGUACGCGUCGUUUUGUAACGCGGCGAUCCUGAACGCGGCGCGUCGAGCGGAACUGUGGACGGAUUCGAAGAGUUUCGUGGACACGCGGGCGCGGAGUCCGCCGGCGACGCUCAUUCGGGCGCUCGCGGGGUCGAGGGCGGCGACGUGCGCGAAAGCGGCGAGGGCGUUCUUGAAUGAACACUUUGAGAGUGGACCGAGAGAUCGGACGCGGACGCCGGAGUUGAGCGAUUGGCGGGAAGAUGUGGGAAUGACGAGGGAAGCCGCGUGCGCGGAGAGCCGGGCGUUCGCGACGCACGUUCACGGGUUGUGGAGGGUGCUGGCGAGGUUAGACGCGGAUGAUGAGGAGGAGGCGGAGACGGAGACGCCGAUCGCGAUCGUGAGCGGUGAUGGGUUGAGUUCUCCGGAGAAGGCGGAGGCGGCGAGAGCGGACGAGACGGUGAAGCGGACGACGAGUUCGAGAAUCCGUUUGCCGUUUCCCGCCGUCGUGCCGGGCGAGCGGUUUCGGGAGACGUACUACUGGGACACGUACUGGAUCGUCUUGGGAUUGCUCGCGAGCGAGAUGCACGCCACUGCGAAAGGUGUGACAAAUAAUUUGUUGCACAUGGUGAACACGUACGGGUUCGUCCCGAACGGCGCUCGCGUGUACUACUUGAACCGCUCUCAACCGCCAUUGCUGACGUCGUGCGUGGCCGUCGUGUACGACGCGACGAAAGAUCUCGCGUGGUUGCGACAAUCGCUUCCGAUGCUCGUGCAAGAGUACGCGUAUCUCACUCGACCGGAGAGAAUCAUUAACGUUCGUGAUCCGGAGACCGGGGAGAUUCACGCGCUCGCGCGGUACUUCGCGAACACCACGCGUCCGAGGCCCGAGAGUUACAGAGAAGACGUCGAGCUGGCGCGACGCGCGACGAAGAACAUCCGAGAUGGCGUCGAAAAGCUCGAGGCGAAGCGAACGAUUUAUCGUCACCUCGCGAGCGCGGCGGAGAGCGGGUACGAUUUCAGCUCGAGAUGGUUCCUCGACGGCGACACUCUGGAGACGAUUCGCACGUGCGACAUUAUUCCCGCCGACUUGAACGGUUUCAUGCUUCGUGUUGAGUCAGAAAUUGUCUAUCUCGCGCGCGAAAUCCUGGUCACGAUCAAACCCGAGGAUGAGCUCUACGCCGAGCGACUGUACUUGACGCAGGUUCUCGAAAAGUUUUCGCACGCGGCUGACGCGCGCCGAAGAGCCAUCAACGCAGUUCUCUGGGAUGACGACGUCAAGCGUUGGCGAGACAUGGCGUUCAAGCCGCGCCAGGCUGAGGACGCGCGAGCGAUUUAUCGCGAUGUGUGCGAUCUCAAACCGGCUUCUCAGAGCCCUUUCACGAGCGAUUUCACCCCGCUCUGGUGCGGCGCUGCGGACAGAGACAGCGAACGCGCGUACGAAGUCGUCCGAGCACUCAAGGAAUCCAAGCUCGUCACGGAGAACGGUAUCGCGACUUCACGUAUCGAGAGCGGACAGCAGUGGGAUUGGCCCAAUGCCUGGGCACCGACGACGCACAUGAUCGUCGAGGCUAUCCAGAUAUUUGCUCCUAAGGAGGAGGCGUACGCCAAGACUCUCGCGCACGCGUGGAUUCGCACCGCGCACGCGGCUUGGAAAGAGACCGGAUACAUGCACGAGAAAUACGACGUCCGCGCCGACGUCCAUGGUGUCGGCGGAGGCGGAGAGUACGUCCCUCAGCGAGGAUUCGGGUGGACGAACGGCGUGACGCUCCGUCUGAUGUCGCAGUACGGCUUCCCAUGCGGCGACGAGCGAUGA
Ostreococcus tauri is the source of this 1869-nucleotide messenger RNA. RefSeq names its product Glycoside hydrolase, family 37, conserved site. Gene Ontology annotation, molecular function: alpha,alpha-trehalase activity. Bases 1 to 1869 code for a protein of 622 amino acids. Lineage: Eukaryota; Viridiplantae; Chlorophyta; Mamiellophyceae; Mamiellales; Bathycoccaceae. Gene Ontology annotation, biological process: trehalose catabolic process. The record is from RefSeq and is a predicted model, not a curated record. The transcript has a single exon.